Molecule: messenger RNA, 633 nt
Organism: Trichomonas vaginalis G3
Lineage: Eukaryota; Parabasalia; Trichomonadida; Trichomonadidae
Product: glycoprotein 38 family
Exons: 1
Coding region: 1-633 (210 amino acids)
Source: RefSeq, a predicted model, not a curated record
AUGUCAGAUUAUAGAUCUAUAACAUAUUUUUCAACAAAGUCAUCUGGAUCUCUUAAUUGGAAUGCAGAAAUUUCCAUUGAAUAUAAUAAUAAAACCAAAAAGUAUUCCUCAUAUGCUGAGCACUAUGGAUAUUAUAACAUUGACACAUCGGUUAAGAAAAUAACAAAUACAUCCUCUAGCCAAGACUUUUCUAUCAUUGUAGGUACUUAUGAAUAUCAUACGUUAUCAAAUGCAACAGUAUUUUCUGCAUCUGUACGAGCAAAUCGAGAAUUAACAGAGGUUGGGGAAGAAUUCGAAAAGGGAAAUUCUGCCAAAGGAACAAUGAAGAGUGAUAUUUCCCUCAAAUUUGAGAAAAUUGCUGAUCCUCCAAAAGGAGAAGAGGAAAUGCUUUUCGAUAAGAAUAAAGAAUGGGUAUUAUAUGGUGAAGAUAAAAUCAAAACAAAAUCACAAGUAGAAAAAGAUACAAAAGAUUAUGGCAAUAAUAAUGGAUUGAAAGGAUAUCAAAUUGCACUGAUCGUUAUUGCUGUUAUCAUUGUUAUCAUUAUCAUUGUUGUUGUCAUUAUUCUAUUACUCAAGAAAGGCAAAGAUUCACCUAAAUCCAAAACUGACUCGGGUUCAGGUGAAAAUGCCUAA